Lutzomyia longipalpis is the source of this 645-nucleotide messenger RNA. RefSeq lists its product as uncharacterized. Gene Ontology annotation, biological process: translation. Bases 1 to 498 code for a protein of 165 amino acids. The record is from RefSeq and is a predicted model, not a curated record. Gene Ontology annotation, molecular function: structural constituent of ribosome. Gene Ontology annotation, cellular component: cytosolic small ribosomal subunit; ribosome. Lineage: Eukaryota; Metazoa; Arthropoda; Insecta; Diptera; Psychodidae. The transcript has 5 exons.
AUGAGGAAAAAUAACGAAGUUAAUUCCCAAAUUUUUGGCCAUAAAACGUGUGAUUCCCACGAAGCAGGUCAAUCAGGAAGAGCAUUCACAACAUUCCACGAGGAUUCCUUCUUUUUGUACUGUGCAAGCGUUCGUGCGAGUCAGUUGUUCUGGUUCAGCGCUGCUGGUUGCAAUUUUUACGUGAAAAACAACCAUCUCGCCCAGGAAACAUCUCCCAAAGCAUGGCUACUGCAGUUUGCUAAAGAUAUUGAGAAGCCCCAGGCGGAAGUUGCUUCAGUUCAUCGUAUUCGCAUCACCCUCACAUCCCGGAAUGUGCGUUCCCUGGAGAAGGUGUGUGCUGACCUGGUGACUGCCGCCAAGAAGCAGAAGCUCCGUGUUGAGGGUCCAGUGCGUAUGCCUACAAAAGUCCUGAAAAUUACCAUCAGAAAGACACCUUGUGGUGAAGGUUCCAAGACCUGGAAUCGUUUUCCAGAUGCGUAUCCACGAGAGGAUGCUUGACAAUCUGCACUACCCCCCGGAGAUUGUCAAGCAGAUUACAUCAAUCAACAUUGAACCAGAUGUAGAGACAAUCGCCGGAGCUUAAGAUGCCACAAGUUCCGGAAGAAAAAAAUAGAAACAAGAAAUAAAAAGGCAUUUCUCCCUGAA